AUGGAAAAAGAAUCAUGUCAUGGCAAAGGAAAUGAGUUGGGAUCAACGAGGUGGCCGACCACACGUGACCCGCUGACCGUUACCGUGGAAACUCUCCACGAGUCCCGGGCUUCCGGCGAGUCUAGUCCUUACGAGCACGGCCUGCCUGCUCCCUACCCGCUCAACGUCGACUCCGCCAUAUCCGUCCACAUCCACCGCCUGCUGAACCCGCCAGUUCCCCGGGUUAGACCGGGCCACUCAUCAAACACCCAUUUUCAGCCCGCCACCAAGACCGGUCUGUUUGUUGGACCCGACUCCUCGGGUCUGGGCCUGCGUUGUCUCGGCCUCCCAGACUAUUAA
Sordaria macrospora k-hell is the source of this 339-nucleotide messenger RNA. RefSeq lists its product as uncharacterized. Lineage: Eukaryota; Fungi; Ascomycota; Sordariomycetes; Sordariales; Sordariaceae. The record is from RefSeq and is a predicted model, not a curated record.